This is a messenger RNA of Aphanomyces astaci, 1713 nucleotides long. RefSeq lists its product as hypothetical. The record is from RefSeq and is a predicted model, not a curated record. NCBI's taxonomy places the organism in Eukaryota, Oomycota, Saprolegniomycetes, Saprolegniales, Verrucalvaceae. The transcript has a single exon. The coding region runs from base 56 to 1633 and encodes 525 amino acids.
UUGCGAUCUUGCAGUGUUGUGCUCCUCACACUUGAAAUCCUUCGCCCCCUCAACGAUGAAGCUUACUCUCCUCGCCUCGACGUUGGCCGCUUCGUUGUGCGCCGGAGAAGUCCUCGUCUCCCUUCCCGUAAAUGUCGACGGCAACCUCAAGAACCUGCAGCUCCUUCGCGGGGAGACGUUUGAGCGUGCCGCGCUCUCGUUUAUGGAGUUGAACGGGCUCGUGGCCGACGGUGUCGAGUCCCAACGCUCCCAAGACGUGAUUGCUCAGUUGGCCAGCAUGCUUCGCGAAAAGGUCACGGAGCAGCAACCAGCCCCGCCCAAAGAAAUUGUAGUCACUGUGCCACUCACGAUCGACGGCGUCGAGACAUCCUUGACUCUGUUCCGCGACGAGCCGAUCUCAGACGCCGUCUCUCGCUUCCUUCGGGACGCUGCGCUGACAGAAGAGUUCAAACUGGAAGCAGCGCCCCAACUGUUGCAGGUGCUCGCGAACAAAGUCGCUGAAUUGAACGCGCCCGCCCAAGAACCUCAAUUCUCGUUCGACAUUAGCAUCGACGGUCAAAGUGCCGUGGUGCAGCAUUUCCAAGGCGCGGAUCCACUGGUGGAAGCCCGCGAGUUCGCGGCCCGGGUCGGUGUCACAGACGAAACGUUCCUCGGGCAGUUGUUGCCAACCGUGGCCAAAGAAAUCCAAAAACGCAUCGACGAGCUUACACAACCCCAAACAACAACAUCCCAGACCGAGUUGUUUUCCGUGCCGUUGACCGUCAACAACCAAGCCGUCGUGCUAGUGCAUUAUGAAGGGUGGACGCCGACGCAGUCGGCGCUCUCCUUCCUCUACCAGAACGGCAUCACCGACCCCAACACGGUGAACGAGUACUUGCCGCAGCUGGUUGAAGUGCUGAACAACCAGGUCCGUCAGUUGGCCGACGCACAAGCCGCCGCCGUUCCACAACAAGCCACCGCCGCCGGUGCGACGCGGUCGCCGCUGCUGUCCGUUCCCAUCACCAUUGGCGACCAAGUGCACCAGUUGACUUACUAUCAAGGCGACAGCCUCGACUUGACCGCCCAGUUGUUUUUAGAAACGCACGGCUUGACCAACAACCCCAACUACGCCGCCUUUGUAACGGAACUGUCACUCACGCUCCGCAAAGGCAUCCAGGAACUCGACCAGCAAAUGGCGGCCAACACGAGUCCGAAGGAGCCGCUGUUUCAACUCCCCAUCACCCUCGGAGGUGCCACGUACGACCUGGCCUACUACGACCACGAAAACCCUGGCGCAGUCGCCACAGAAUUCUGCACGUCCAAGAUUCCGGCACUCACGGCGUCGUUUGGCCGCACUGUGACGGACGAAGAGGUGCAGCAGUGCAAAGUGUACAUUUUCCAGACCAUCACUCGGGUGGUGGACGAGCUGGCGGCGCAGAGUGUCCAGUCCCCAGUCCAAGUUCCGGUGGAGAAGGCGCCGCUUCUGUUCACACUCGACAUUGACUUGGGCGAAGGACGGAACGCCGCGUUGCCGUUCCAUGACGGCGACAACGCCGUGGACGUCGCCAACCAGUUCUGUGAACGCAACAACGUCGACGUGGAGAACGUUCCGAUGCUAGUCGAAGAGAUUCGCAAGCAAGUGGCCAAGGUGUAGAGAAAGUGAUCAUUCAUAUGGGUCUCGAAAUGGACCGAUUAAUAUAAGUAUACGAGGCCAGGAGGACCAUUAUGCAGCUG